AGCGCAAAAGUAGCAGCUCUCCGACCCUGACGCGCACACCAUCUCCGGCUCCGGCGGCUCCCCCCCGAAUCCAACUUCACUGAGCGGGGGAAUAAAAAAAAACACAGAGUUUCUUAACACCUCCCGGUUACUCUUCCAGCCAUGGACGCAUCUCGCGUGGUAACGCUAUAUCUGGGCCUGCUCCUUGUUUUCCUUGGGAAUAUACCGUGUUUCCAGUCUGCUGCUAUCAUCUCUCCCUCUGCGCCGAGGAGGAACAGGGGAGCCAGGAUCCCUCAUCCGGACGGACAAAGGUCGUCCAAAUUCUUAAAAGACAUCUUCACGUCUUCACAUCCUAUGGUGGGCCAUCACAAAGAAGACCUAAAGGACGCUAUUGUGCCGCAUGAAUACAUGCUCUCCAUAUACAGGACAUACUCGGCUGCAGAGAAGCUCGGACUAAACGCAAGCUUUUUCCGCUCCUCUAAAUCUGCCAACACCAUAACAAGUUUUGUGGACAGAGGAACAGACGAUCUUUUGCACUCUCCUCUGCGAAGACAAAAGUAUCUGUUUGAUGUCUCAACCCUUUCAGACAAAGAGGAGCUGGUCGGGGCGGAAUUAAGGAUAUUCAGGAGAGUGCCCGGGGAUUUGCAGAGAUCCCUGCAGACGACGGGUCUCUACGACAUCCAGCUCUACCCCUGUCGCUCGGACAGGCUGCUGGACUCCAGGUCUCUGGACCCGCUGGACUCCACUAAAACCGGCUGGGAGGUUUUGGACGUGUGGGAAAUGUUUAAAGCACAGCAGGAUCAUUAUCACCACCCCCACCACCACCAUCACCACCAUCAUCACUAUCAGCAGGGGAACCAGCUCUGCUUCCAGCUCAGGGUCACUCUUGGCAAAUCAGACACCGAGGUGGACCUGAGGCAGCUGGGGCUGGACAGGAGCGGCCGGUCCCAGCAGGAGAAGGCCAUCCUGGUGGCCUACACCCGCUCCAAGAAGAGGGAGAACCUGUUCAACGAGAUGAAGGAGAAGAUCAAGUCGCGAAGGUCGGUGGGCGAGAAGGAGGAAACGGCGGCGGCGGCGGCGAGGGCUGCAGAGGUGGAGGGGGUGUCGCUGAGGGGGGUCAAAGGAGAGGGGCCCCGGCGUCGGCGGAGGACCGCGCUGAGCAACCGGCACGGGAAGAGGCACGGGAAGAAAUCCAAAUCCAGGUGCAGCAAAAAGGCGCUGCACGUGAAUUUCAAAGAGCUGGGCUGGGACGACUGGAUCAUCGCGCCCCUGGAUUACGAGGCGUACCACUGCGAAGGGGUGUGCGACUUCCCCCUGAGGUCGCACCUCGAGCCGACCAACCACGCCAUCAUACAGACGCUCAUGAACUCCAUGGACCCCAACAGCACCCCGCCCAGCUGCUGCGUCCCCACCAAACUCAGCCCCAUCAGCAUCCUGUAUAUAGACUCGGGCAAUAACGUGGUGUACAAACAGUACGAGGACAUGGUGGUGGAGCAGUGUGGGUGCAGGUAGCGGCCACUGUUUGUUCUAAAACAAACAAACAAAAAACUUUUAAAGACAGAAAAAAAUCAAAGUUAUGUCUUGAUGGGUCCCAGGUUGACGAUAUAAAGUCCUCACAGGUCUGAAAUGCUUUGACGCAUGACGCCUUGUCUUUAUUCAAAAGGGAUGCACACAAGAGGCGAUGUCUGCUAUUUAUUCCGACUCAGUACAGUCACAUUAAUUCACGCUCUCUGCCUUAAAGUGUUACGCACAGACAUUCCCAUCCACGCAACAAGUUAUCACUCAUCAAACAGGCUUUUGUUUCCCAGAGUGAGACGUGUCCAUAUGGCACAAGGAUUGGGGUACAUGGUGUGUGAUCUGACUGAGGGCGAGAUGGGAGCCUAUUGAGUCCGACUGUGCACCUGUUCGUGCCGAGGCCAGAGGACAGUGGGCUUUGCCUGUCAGCGCUUUGUUGCAGCUCUGCCGUGUGAUCCUGCCUGCCAGGCCGGAUUCUUUUGGGUAUGUGCACCCAGGCUGUAAUUGCCACUGUCCAGCUGGAGUCAUUACAGGCCCUGAGUAAGUGCCUGUUUUCCAAAAAAAAUAAAUGAAUAAAUAAAUACACACAGAAAUAAAAUAAAAAAACAAAAACAAAAACAAAAAAAUAAUAAAAAAGUUAAAUAGUAAAUAGAUAAAAAGGGGUGAAUGUCUAAUCUACCAAACACACACACACACACACACACACACACACUGGUCUGGUGAGAGGAGAUAAGAUGGUGGUGGUGAUGAUGCCUUCAAGAGAUUUUCUUUUUGCCUUACUGGAGACCAGUCAGACGGCGCUGGGAGAUGCGUCUUUGCGGACAGAGAAGGACACAAAACCAGACUUGUGCCUGAGUGGGGCCCUGAUGUAAAAAACAAAAACAAACAAACAAACAAAAAAAGCACACGUUACUGAGGCGAACUUUUUGCUCAAAAGUCUGCAUCUUUACGAAAUGCACUUCCACACCUGACUGCGCCAAGGACACGCGGUCAGCGAGAAAGUUUGUCCUCUCUGAUGACGAAAAUAUAUAUAUAAAAAAAGGACUCGCAAAGGAGACGAUAUUUAAAUGCACAUUAGCUUUGAAUGCA
Molecule: messenger RNA, 2583 nt
Organism: Toxotes jaculatrix (banded archerfish)
Lineage: Eukaryota; Metazoa; Chordata; Actinopteri; Toxotidae
Gene: gdf6a
Product: growth differentiation factor 6a
Exons: 2
Coding region: 142-1491 (449 amino acids)
Biological process (GO): SMAD protein signal transduction; BMP signaling pathway
Cellular component (GO): extracellular region
Molecular function (GO): growth factor activity; cytokine activity
Source: RefSeq, a predicted model, not a curated record